This is a messenger RNA of Doryrhamphus excisus (bluestripe pipefish), 3492 nucleotides long. It is a transcript of the gene limd1a, whose product is annotated as LIM domains containing 1a. Gene Ontology annotation, biological process: cytoskeleton organization; response to hypoxia; negative regulation of hippo signaling. NCBI's taxonomy places the organism in Eukaryota, Metazoa, Chordata, Actinopteri, Syngnathiformes, Syngnathidae. The record is from RefSeq and is a predicted model, not a curated record. Gene Ontology annotation, cellular component: nucleus; P-body; adherens junction. Gene Ontology annotation, molecular function: transcription corepressor activity.
GUAUAUCCAAGUUUAAUUUGUAUAGUAUUAUCCCUAAUAUAGUAAAAUCAUCACUGAAAUGAAAGUUGUGUCAACACUUUUAUGAGAUAGUAUAUUUCACUGUAAGUUAUGAAAACAUUCAAAACAGUAAAUACAGCUUGGAAUUCAUAAAAACAAAUGAAUGACACAACAUGUUUCAUGGGUUAAUCAACUAUUUUAAGUUAUGGCCACAAAGACGGUGUCGAUAGACAACAGGACAAUAAAGUUGUUGUUAAUUUUAUUACACGUGUCUCCGUUAUAUAUAUAUAUAUAAACAUGUUGCGUUUGCGGUCGCCAGUAAAAAGUAGUACUGCCCCUUUAAAAGCAAUCCGCUCCUUGUUUCCAGUCCUCUCGUCCACCGGCAGCCGCACACAGUGGCUACUAGCCACCGGUACGUCUCAUUCCGGUUCAAAUAAAACGACUUUGUCGCGACUUAAUAGUUGUUUUAAGUACUUUGGAGGACUUUCGUUGAGGAGAGUCGAGUUGUGAAUGACUUCCCGGUGUUGUUGAGGGGGGUGUAGCGGGAGUCGAGUGGCGGGAGGAGGGGGCUAAGCUAGUGGACUCGUACUGGACUAUCAGAACCAGAGAUCGACUCCCAUUAGACAAGACGGCGGCUUGUUGACGGCAGACCGCGUUUAGACUCCAGUAAAGCCACACCGAAGAGGAGGAGGAGGAGGAGGAAUAAGCGGGUUCUUUUAUUCCUGGAGAAAGAAGAGUUCGGUGGAACGAAGAAAAAAGUUUGGAUGCGGACCGCUAACUGCUGCACUGUAAGCUGAUAUUUCACUUUUUUUCUUACUUUUUAACACUAUCAACUAUUCAAAAUGGAUAAAUACGAGGAUUUAGGACUGGAAGCGAGUAAGUUCAUCGAGGAUUUAAACAUGUAUGAAGCAUCCAGAGAUGGUUUAUUCAGAAUGAGGAGGGAUGCAGGAAAUAACCCAGACUUUGAAGAAACCAGGAGAGUUUUUGCUUCCAAAAUGACUAAAAUACACAUGCAGAAACACCAAGAGGAAAUGGCAAAAAACAACCAGGCAAUAAGAAUGAAUGGCGGUCUCAACAACACGUAUUACACCAAAGACAGACCUCCCAUCAAUAGCUACAGGCAGCCUGGGGAAGCUGCUGCUAAGCCACCCAUAUUGUCCGGUCCUCUGCCUUUGCCUCCACAGCUUGAUACUCAGAAGAACCAUGCAGGCGUUCAGUCUGAACCCCCAGCCAGCAGGGCAUACGGCUACGGAAACAAUUACGAUAACAAGGAGCGCUCAGAUCCACAUUUGUACCAGAACACCACCCCUGCAGCCGUCAGCCCAGGAAGCACUUUUCACAAUCCGCCUCCUUGGGCCUCAUCCAGAGAGAGUUCCCCAUCUUUGUCCGAGGUCAGUGUUGCGUCUUCGCAACGGCGCCAGUCUGAAUCCCCAACUAUGACCCAAAACCAGGAUGUCCCACCGUCCGCUCACAGGAGUCCACCAGACCUCAUUCCUUCACUGCCUCUCAGUGCCUUCACCGGAGGAGCCGAUUUAACCUCCGUUCAGUCUUCUCAUUAUGCACCACCACCCUCCCCGACUUCAAGAACCUCAUCCACUCAGAAUGGUAUCGUGGUUGCUUGUGAAAAACCCCAAACCAAAGUCCAGGUCACAUCUGCGGCCAUAAAUCCCAGUACCGUCUCCAAAAGCUUCAGUCAGAGUCAAGAUCCGAGCCACAUUGCCAGCUUUGGAAAGGCUUUUGGCGCUGAAGCGUCUUCCUUCAAACCUGCAGACCAGGGCUCCUCGGCGGCUGAAGUCAAACUAGAGGCCCUCACUAAAAACCUGGAAAAAGACGGGAAUACCCAACCAAAGGCGGACUAUUUUGGGGUUUGUGUAAAGUGCAGCAAAGCAGUGUAUGGAGCCAACCAGGCCUGCCAGGCGAUGGGGAGCCUCUACCAUGACAACUGCUUCACCUGCAGUGCCUGCAGUCGAAGACUGAGAGGGAAGGCCUUCUACUAUGUGGGAGGGAAGGUUUUCUGCGAGGAGGACUUUCUGUAUUCAGGUUUCCAGCAGUCAGCGGACAAAUGUAACGCAUGUGGUCACCUGAUCAUGGACAUGAUCCUGCAGGCCCUCGGGAGGUCGUACCAUCCGGGCUGUUUCCGUUGUGUUAUCUGUAACGAGAGUCUUGACGGCGUUCCAUUUACUGUGGACACGGAAAAUAAGAUCUACUGUGUUAAAGAUUACCACAGGGUCCUGGCGCCUAAAUGUGCUGCGUGCAACCAGCCCAUCCUUCCAUCCGAGGGCUCUGAUGAAACAGUUCGUGUUGUGUCCAUGGACAAAGACUAUCAUGUGGAAUGCUAUCACUGCGAGGACUGCAGAAUGGAGCUGAAUGACGAGGAGGGUCACCGCUGCUACCCUCUGAACGGACACCUUCUCUGCCAUUCCUGCCACCUGAAGCACAUCGAGCCGAACAGCGCCCCCUCGAGGGCCAGCAGCACAGCUUAUUAACAGUCAGUGUUAAAUAUAAGGUGAAGGGAGACACCUGGUGGACAUUUCCGGGAACUGUCACAUAAUGGAGGUGCACAAUUCUUGUUGUAGAGGAUUGGGUGAUUGAAAACUCCGGAUGUUAUUAUGACAUAAAGAAGCCAUCACGUGAUAAUGGAGUAAUAAUUACUUUUCAGUUAUAAUGUACACCCGCUCCACUUUGAUUUAGCUUUAGCCUCAAUUUCAUUCUUCUCCAUUUAGUCAAUACAGAGUUGGCUCAAGUGUGUGUAUUAUUAUUUAUUACUCAAAAAUCCCGCUUUUUUGCGCCAUAACUUGGAAUCAAGCUUCCUAAUGGCUCCUCAGCUUAAUAAACGAUAAAAAUAAAAAAUAAAAAAUGAAUGAAGGUUGGUGCUGAUAAUCCUCAAACGUUUGGACAAUAAAUGAUACUCUGUUAUUCUUUGUAAUUGUAUUAAAAAUGUAUGUUUUCUAUCAUGUAAACAAUGCAGAGCUAGCUACAGUAGCUUAGUGUAGUCAUUUCAAUACUCUGAUGAGCACUUAGUUUGUUUAUGUUCUAAGCACCUACGAAGGUUGUUUUUUUUUUCAAGAAUGAUAUAUUUUUAAAAUGUAUAUGUUUUGGGCCUAUAUUAAUUUCUAUACUCUAGUUUUGUGUAUUUAACUGUUGGGCAACAACCCACGGACGUUGACUGUUUGCAGUGGAACAUGCACGUGUCAUACCUUCAAACUUUAGUGUAUCAUUUCAGGGCCUCAUUUGAUAGUUAUUGUUAGUUUAUGAUGAGAAGAUAGAAACAUGGAUUCUAUUGUUGAAUAAAUCUAUUGAAUAAAGUCUGUGCUCCUGGACAAAUGUUGAAAUUGAGUUUAUUUCGACGUUUAAAAUGUGCUUGCUAAAUGUUAGCUUUUUAAGUGAUCGAGACGGCCAAUAGCACGUGACUUAACUCAGAUUCUUAUCCAAUCAGCGAGCUACAUUCCAACCGAUGUUCUUGUCCAAUCACUCUUCUGCAUUCCGACUAACAUU